AUGUCUCUCAAGGUCGUCGUCCUCGCCUGCGUGGCCGUCGUCGCUCUGUGCGACAAGGCCCCAGUCCACGCCCCUCUUCCCCUCGUCUACACCCCUAGACCUGCCUACCACGCCCCCGAACCCGCCUACCACGCCCCCGAACCCGCCUACCACGCCCCCGAGCCCGCCUACCACGCCCCUGCACACUAUGAGCCCGAAUACCCUGAUGUGCCUCCGAAGUACAACUAUAACUACGGCGUCGCCGACGGCUACUCCGGCGCCAACUUCGGCCACACUGAGUCCCGCGACGGCUACAAGACCGAGGGCAGCUACACCGUCGACCUCCCCGACGGCCGCAAGCAGAUCGUCAAGUACGUGGACAACGGCGACGGUCUUGUAGCUGAGGUCACCUACGAGGGCGAGGCUCAGUACCCCGAGUACAAGCCCACCUACAAGCCCGCUCCACCCGCCUACGCCCCCCCGACCCCUACCUAUGCUUAAGAGAGAUUCAUAUGAAGGAAUAUUUGUCAAGAACAUAUAUUCAGCAAAUUAUAUUUAUUUUCUCAUACAUGGAAUAAAGGCCAUAUUUUCCUAUAAA
Penaeus monodon (black tiger shrimp) is the source of this 577-nucleotide messenger RNA. Its product is annotated as cuticle protein 21-like. The record is from RefSeq and is a predicted model, not a curated record. NCBI's taxonomy places the organism in Eukaryota, Metazoa, Arthropoda, Malacostraca, Decapoda, Penaeidae. Gene Ontology annotation, cellular component: extracellular matrix. The transcript is spliced from 3 exons. The coding region runs from base 1 to 480 and encodes 159 amino acids.